Molecule: messenger RNA, 1488 nt
Organism: Myotis lucifugus (little brown bat)
Lineage: Eukaryota; Metazoa; Chordata; Mammalia; Chiroptera; Vespertilionidae
Gene: MPV17L2
Product: MPV17 mitochondrial inner membrane protein like 2
Exons: 4
Coding region: 103-723 (206 amino acids)
Biological process (GO): mitochondrial ribosome assembly
Cellular component (GO): membrane; cytoplasm
Source: RefSeq, a predicted model, not a curated record
CUAGCACCGAGCAGUCAGCUCAUCCCGGGCGCAGCCGGGUCGCAGGAUUGGUCGCCGCGGGCAGGGUGGCCCGGAGCGCCGGUCCCUGGAUCCCCGCGCGCGAUGGCGUCGGGUGGCUGGCGCUGGCUGCGCGGCCUGUGGGCAGCGGGGCAGCCCAUGUUCCAAGGCCGCGCGCUGCUCUUCACCAACACGCUGGGCUGUGGCGUGCUCAUGGCGGCCGGGGACGGCGCGCGCCAGUCCUGGGAGAUCCGCGCCCGGCCCGGCCAGAAGUUCGACCCCCGGCGCUCAGUGAGCAUGUUUGCUGUGGGCUGCAGCAUGGGCCCCUUCCUACACUACUGGUACCUCUGGCUGGACCGCCUGUUCCCUGCAUCUGGCCUCCGUGGACUUCCAAACGUCCUCAGGAAGGUCCUCGUCGACCAGCUGGUGGCCUCUCCCUUGCUGGGUGUCUGGUACUUCUUGGGUAUUGGCAGCCUAGAGGGCCAGUCCCUGGAGGAGAGCUGCCAGGAGCUUCGGGACAAGUUCUGGGAAUUCUACAAGGCUGACUGGUGCGUGUGGCCUGCGGCGCAGCUGGUGAACUUCCUCUUUGUGCCCCCCCAGUUCCGAGUCACCUACAUCAAUGGCCUGACACUGGGCUGGGACACGUACCUUUCCUACCUGAAGUACCGGGUGAACGCAGUGGGCAGACCAGGCACCCAGGAAACUUCUCAGGGCCCACACAUGUGAGCCCCAAAUGGCAGUACAGCUCCCCUCCAGGGUGAGGGCCUUCUGUGCCCUUGACAAUCCGCACCCCACGGUUGGCAGGCGGGAAGCUGGUCACCAGCAGGGGGAAGACCGAGCCCCUCUCAGCGGUCCAACAGGACCUUAGCCAGGCCCCUGCCUCAUCUUUUCAGUGAGGCUGACUUCAACCCCCAGACAAGGGAGGGCUUGGUGAGGAGCCGGAGGAAGGGAUGAAGGUGGCGUGUGACCAGACCCUAUUGUGUGGACAGACCCCAUGCACCCUGACACCCCAGCUUGGGUGGCCCGGUGAGGACGGAGUUGCCCCACCCCCUCGACUAGAUGCCAGAUGAGGCAAAACUGAUUCCAGCUGACCACCCACCUGGGUGGGAAGGGGGAUGGGCCCAAAGCAGGGCAGGGUCCUGGGCUGAAUUCCAGCCCCACCCCCACUCCUGGGCAUCUGGCUGGGCUGCCCCUUCCAAGCCCACUACCAGGCCUUAGUCUUCCCAUCUGGAACAUAACCAUGAAGAUGGACAGUCAUCCCCCAGGUCUUCUCAAUGGGAGCCUCUAUGACCAAGAUGUCCCAUUUUCAGCACUGGGCCCCGGCCACCCAGCCAGUCCCAAGCCCUCAAAACUGCUGGGCUGGGCUCUGGGCCCUGGAACAAAGGUGGGGACAUUGCCUGUCCACUCAGCAGGGCCUAGCCUGGGCAGCACCAGGGUCAUGUUCUGAUUGUGGGCUGUGGAAACUUCAUUAAAUUCUCUCUGUAACUGAAA